AUUAAAUUUUUGGUUACUACCUCAGAGAUUCGAAAGGAUACUGGUAGUAAGGUUUGUAAUAUGUUCGAUCAUUUGAAAUUCCUUGAAGAUUUAUUUUCUUCCUUUUAAAUUAAUUUUAAGUUACUUGUUUAAUAUAUAUUUUUGUUGAGUUUCGUAUAAAUACAUAUUCCAACACACUCCUGACUUAAUUCUUAAUUAAAUAAGUUCCUGAAUUAAUGGAAAAAUCGCGUCAUAAAAGUGCUUGACUAUCAUAAUCAUGUAUCAAGAAUAAGAAGUAUGAUCAACUGAUCCAAAAAUGAAUAUGGAAAACAUGAACGGAAAGAAGGAUUAUCCUUCCGAUAUAGAUUUGUCAACUAUAUCAAAUAAACAAAACUAUGGCAGUACCACAACAAUGCUAUCAUCAUUCGCUACGGGCACCAGCAAAUUAGUGUCCGCAGCGGACAGUGAUGUUCUGGAAGAACGAAUUCAAGUUCCCUCUUCGGAAAAUUAUGAUUUUAGUUUCAAAAGAUUGUGGGCUUUCAGUGGACCUGGUUUCCUAAUGAGCAUAGCUUACCUUGAUCCAGGAAAUAUAGAAGCAGAUCUCAAGGCUGGAAUAGAGGCCAAAUAUGCUGUUGUCUGGAUAUUAUUUUGGGCCACGUUAGUUGGCCUGUUUAUUCAAAGGCUGGCAGCAAGAAUCGGCGCAGUCACUGGUGAAGAUUUGGCUGAGACUUGCAGGAGAAGGUUUUCUCCUGUUCCAAGGUACCUGCUGUGGAUAAUGCUGGAAAUCACCAUCAUAGCAGCAGAUAUGCAGGAGGUGAUAGGGACAGCUAUCGCCUUAUACUUGCUUACGAACAAAAAGCUCCCAUUGUAUGGAGGAGUUCUCAUCACCAUAGUCGACACUUUCACAUUUUUAUUUUUGGAUAAAUAUGGACUUAGAAAGCUCGAAGCGUUCUUUGCAUUCCUAAUCGCUGUCAUGGCCAUCACUUUCGGUUACGAGGUAAGACAAUCUUUUUACGAUAUAUCAGCAACAAGUGCCACUAUGGACACACGGAAUUGAAUUUAAAUGUUAAAUCAAUAGGAAUUUAUUCUCCGUAUCAUUUUUACUUUCUCAAAGAAUAA
Molecule: messenger RNA, 1098 nt
Organism: Parasteatoda tepidariorum (common house spider)
Lineage: Eukaryota; Metazoa; Arthropoda; Arachnida; Araneae; Theridiidae
Source: RefSeq, a predicted model, not a curated record